This is a messenger RNA of Thlaspi arvense, 264 nucleotides long. Lineage: Eukaryota; Viridiplantae; Streptophyta; Magnoliopsida; Brassicales; Brassicaceae. The record is from the annotation of a GenBank genome assembly.
AUGUUUCAAACAUACUUUUGGAAACUACAGCAUCACGAUUCUGUUCUCUGGUGGUGGGAACAUACUUUGAAGCAAUCAAUCGGCAAUCUGGUUAGCAAGAGGAGGAGAAAUAGGAAGAAACCAAUCUAUAUUGGUGUAGCAGACUGGACUCUAUUGGAAGCGGCUUGGGGCGAGGUCGUAAACAAGAACAAGAGCCAAACCAAUUCACAAAACCGUUCUUCAAAUGCAGAUAGAUUAGGCAUUUACCGUCACGUUUCAGGAUAA